CGCCUCUCCCUUUGAAUCGUCAAUACUCAUCAACCUCACCAUGUCCACCGAAAAGCGCCCUACCAUCCCCCUAGGCACCGUCCUCGUCGUCGGAGGCUGCGGCUUCCUAGGCUGGCACAUCGUCGACCAGCUGCUGAACUUCCCCUCCGAGAACGACCCCAGCGUCGCGCUGCCCAAGCCCUCCGGCGACCCGCGGUUCGAGUACCCCAAGCUCUCGGAGCGCUACCCGAAGAACGUCGCCAAGGUAGCGGUCGUGGACCUGCGCACGACCAACAACCGCCUGCCGGGCGCGGACUACUACGACGGCGACAUCACCUCCGUCGAGUCCAUGCUGGAUGUCUUCCGCGCGGUCAAGCCCGACGUGGUUAUCCACACUGCGACGCCUAGCGUGCUGGAUGGGAACAAGCCGUUGCUGCGCAAGGUGAAUGUCGAUGGCACGAAGACGUUGCUGGAGGUCGCGGGCGGCGCUCAUGGCGACUGGGGGAGCAAGUGCAAGGCGUUUGUGUAUACGAGCUCGAGCUCCGUUGUGCAUGAUACGCAGAGUGACUUGAUCAAUGUUACUGAGGAGUGGCCUUAUGUUCGGGGCGAGAGACAGCUGGAGUAUUACUCCGAGACGAAGGCCGACGCAGAAGAGCUCGUCCUGAAAUACAACCGCGCGUCGCCCACAAAAAUGCUCACAUGCGCCAUCCGCCCCGCCGGCAUCUACGGCGAAAAGGACACGACAUUCACAUUCAAGAUCCUCGAACACGCCUCGAAGGCCUCCCGCACAGUGCUGCGCAUGCAGCUCGGCAGCAACAACAACCUCUUCGACUUCACCUACGUCGGCAACGUAGCCUACUCGCACAUGCUGGCCGCCUACCGCCUCCUCGCGACCCACACGCGCUACGAGAGCGGCCAGGGCGACCUGCUGGACUACGAGCGCAUCGACGGCGAAGCCUUCAACAUCACCAACGACCACCCCGUGUACUUCUGGGACAUGACGCACGCAGCGUGGGCGCUGACCGACCGGGUCGUCGAGCCGCAGGACGUGUACGAGCUGCCGGAGGGUCUGCUGGGCCCUAUUGGUGGUCUUGCGGAGUCUGUGAUGGGUCUGUUUGGGAAGACCCCGCGGCUGACGUCGCGGAUGGUGCGCUAUUCGUGUAUGACGCGCUAUUACUCGUGUGAUAAGGCCAAGUGGCGCUUGGGGUAUAAGCCUAUUGUGCCUGUUGAUGAGGGUCUUGCUCGUGCGGUGGGUUAUGUGGUUGAGCGGGAGCGGCUGGAGGGACAGAAGAAGGGUCUGUAGGGGUGAUGUUUGUUUGUAUAAUACAGUAAUGUUUUAAUAUCGAUAUCAAUAUUGAUUGUGGCUCGUUGACUUUGUCCGGGCUUAGUUAUCUACCAUACUUUUUUUUA
This is a messenger RNA of Aspergillus campestris IBT 28561, 1389 nucleotides long. RefSeq names its product C-3 sterol dehydrogenase/C-4 decarboxylase. Gene Ontology annotation, biological process: steroid biosynthetic process. Bases 41 to 1282 code for a protein of 413 amino acids. NCBI's taxonomy places the organism in Eukaryota, Fungi, Ascomycota, Eurotiomycetes, Eurotiales, Aspergillaceae. The transcript has 2 exons. Gene Ontology annotation, molecular function: 3-beta-hydroxy-Delta5-steroid dehydrogenase (NAD+) activity. The record is from RefSeq and is a predicted model, not a curated record.